This is a messenger RNA of Dermacentor andersoni, 1404 nucleotides long. RefSeq lists its product as uncharacterized. Gene Ontology annotation, molecular function: metalloendopeptidase activity. The record is from RefSeq and is a predicted model, not a curated record. Gene Ontology annotation, biological process: protein processing. Gene Ontology annotation, cellular component: plasma membrane. NCBI's taxonomy places the organism in Eukaryota, Metazoa, Arthropoda, Arachnida, Ixodida, Ixodidae.
GGGGGUGGCAAAAGCACUCCGACAUCCUAGCCUCCACGAAAAAUUGCCGCAGGUUUUGAGCUACUAUGAAGGAAGCCAGAUUCUUCACGUUCGAUAUUACCGCUUCGCAGAAAUCUUGAAAAGGUUUCCUCGUGAUGAAAAUGAAUGGAUGCGUUAUUUGUUUACAACAGAUGCAUUGGCUCUCCGGUCACUGACAAGGUACCUCUACAAUGUGGAUCCGGACACGUUCUCUUAUACCGUGCGCUUCAUCAUUGCCGAAAGCCUGCUGACCACCGCAUCGUACGCCUUCGUCGAUAUCUACGACAUGCCUCCGGCAGCAGCGUCCCGGUCUCGCAUGGUAGGGUGCGCCAACCUGUCCUUGAUGCUGCUUCCCACCAUGACCGAGUACCAUUUCUUCCAGGAGUGGCUCGGACAAGAAAAAUCCACUCCUCCACCGAGCCUCUUCGACCUGCUACCGGAGAAGUUAAGUCUUGUCGACCCUUUUUCCAGAAUGCGAGAACGAACAAAAGCAAACCUUGUGGGAACACUCCGCAACAUCACCGUCGUCCCGGGCCACGAUGCUGGCUAUAAUUCAAUGGAGGACAUACGUAAUAUCACCGCAUUCAAAGGUCUCGGCAUCGACUUCACCAGCUGGGUGCUAAACGCGUUCAAGUCGAAGGCACAGUUCCGAGCCAACCUGCUGAUCGGCGCGCAGGAGAAGCUUCCCGCCAACGAUCACAUCUUGGACCUCAACCCCGGCGCAACCUACGACGCUUCCGAAGACGUGCUGCGCGUGCUUCCCAGCCUCCUGCUUCCGCCAUUCGACGUACCAGCCAAGCCUUCCGCCUUCACUUUCGGCCACCUGGGCUCGUACGUGGCCGAAGCGUUCGCGCAGGCCGCGCUGCCCGAGAGCCUAUCGGGCCAUCUGUCUAGAAUAGACUACUCUACUCAGGCCGACCGUGAUGCAUUCCUCGAGGAGCUGGACUGCAUUCGCGGCGAGGGAACUAGUACAGAUAAGGUCCUGCUCGACUUUGAAACAUCGCUGAACCUUCUGACCAGCGUUAUUGGCGUCAAGGUCGCCCACAAGGCUUGGGAAGACUGGAAGGAUCGAGGCACCGCGGACUUCGUGCCCUAUGUGAAGACCGACGAGCAGGCAUUCUUCAUCGGCUUCUGCUUACGACACUGCGGCGUCGCCAACGACAGCCAGUACAGCGACCUCGAUAGUCCCCGCGAAAAUUCCAGCCUGCCGCGCUCGGAGUUGUGCAACUUACCGCUACGGCACACUUUAGAGUUUGCCAAUGCUUUCUCAUGCAACGUGAAUAGCAGCAUGGCGCCAGAAGAUAAAUGUGCUUGAUGCAACCGCAUGUACCCGUGCAUUUCUGCUUUGCAAUUUUAUUGCUAAGAUUUCUUAUUUAUUUUCUUUAC